Molecule: messenger RNA, 2154 nt
Organism: Selaginella moellendorffii
Lineage: Eukaryota; Viridiplantae; Streptophyta; Lycopodiopsida; Selaginellales; Selaginellaceae
Product: proline-rich receptor-like protein kinase PERK13
Exons: 9
Coding region: 84-2096 (670 amino acids)
Biological process (GO): protein phosphorylation
Molecular function (GO): ATP binding; protein tyrosine kinase activity
Source: RefSeq, a predicted model, not a curated record
UAUCACUUGAUCACUUUGAUCUGUAUUUAAUCUAUGUUUCUAACCAGCGCAGGAAGUGAGGCUAUCCGCAGGUAACAGUUGUCAUGUUUAGUGGUAAGAAUUCCACGUUGUGGCCGUGGAGACCUGGGCUCGAAUCCCAGCAGCCACACCUUAUAUUAAGGUUCCUCUUUUUUUCUCAUUGCCUUUGGUAUAUGCUUGUUUAUCAUCUUCCCUCGGUUGUAUCAUACGCAUCUUCGAACAUUCCUCUGUAUAUCCAUGGUUCUCGCGUCUCAUAUACCUCUUCUCUCAUUCGUUUCUGUCAGCUAGCCAUGGAAGACAUACUUCCUCCCAGUCCCAGGCGUUCUAGCAACUCAAACUCUUUUUUUUCCUCCAGCAAGUCCUCCAUCGCCAGCAUAUCUAGCAGCAGCAGGCUUACGUUUUUCUCGCCAGACCAGGCCAGUCCUCGCACUGUGGUUGUGGUUUUUGAUGUUUCGAGAGAAGUCUCUCUGGAUGUUCUCGAGUGGACAGUGGAGCGAAUAGUCCAGCCAGGGGAUUGCUUAAUUCUUCUCGGAAUACUUCACGAGAUCCUCACUCCUAUGGGUUACAAAUCCAAGGUGGACUUUGCAUCUUUCAACGGAGUGAACUUCAAGUGCCUAGAGGAAGAAACAGCGAAAACGAUCAAGUACUACAAUAUAAAAUCGAUCAAAGUCCAGCAGCUAUGCGAUGAGCACCGAAUCAAGCUUGACGUGAGAGUUGCCAAGGGGCAUCCACUCGAUCUGAUCGCGUCCCAAGAAGCCAAGAAACUUAAAGCGUCCUGGGUAGUGUUGGACAGGGGCUUGAAAAGAUAUAAGAGGAACAUUGUGGAGCAGCUAUCGUGUAAUGUUAUACUCAUGGACCGGAAUAAUGAAGGGAAGCUCCUGAAGGUAUCUGAAUCCGUAGUUCUGAAUCCAUCCUUACAACUCAGCAGCGACGUAUCUUCAGAUAGUCCUAACGAGGGAUCAGUGAGCAGUCACAAAACUUUAGCCGAGAGGCAGCAGAUUAUCGCACUCGAGCUCGAAAGCAAGCAGCAGCAUGGUCCCGAAACAGAAACUCGAGAAGUAACGCAUUCUGAUCCGGCACCCCCGGUAUGCUUGAUCUGCGAGAGCCAGAAACGUUUUAGGACGACAACGAACUUCACGUAUGCUGAGCUUGAGGAAGCCACCCUCAACUUUUCCCCAGGAAACUUCUUAGCCGAAGGUGGCUACGGGCCGGUCUACAGAGGGAUAUUGAAGGAUGGACGAUACAUUGCUGUGAAAAGAAACAAGGAUGCGAGCACGCAAGGGGAAAAAGAAUUCAAGGCGGAAGUCGAAGCUCUCAGCGGCGCACAACAUCGAAACCUGGUGACGCUUCUCGGGUUUUGCAUCGAAGGCGGAAAGAGGAUACUGGUAUAUGAAUUCGUCUGCAACAAGUGCUUGGACUGGCAUCUCUCGGCUGCGAAUACGAAUGUCUUGCCUUGGUCUGCGAGGCAUGCGGUCGCUGUGGGAGCUGCAAGAGCAUUAAGAUAUCUCCACGAAGGCUGCCGAACUGGAUCCAUCGUCCACAGAGACGUGCGGCCUCACAAUAUUCUUCUCACACACGACUACACUCCAAAGGUUGGAGACUUUGGCUUAGCAAGAUGGCAAAGCAACGAUGAUUCGCCUGCACAAACAAGGCUCGUCGGAACUCUCGGCUAUCUGGCUCCAGAGUACAUCUCCAGCGGCGAAGUUACCACCAAAACCGACGUCUAUUCAUUUGGCGUGGUUCUCCUGGAGCUUAUCACUGGACGAAGAGCCAUUAAUCUGUCCUUGCCUGCUGGAGAGACAAGCCUCAUAGAAUGGGCUCGUCCCAUGAUUGAAACCAGAGACGCGGAAUCGCUGAUUGACAAGAGACUUGGAGACAAGUUUAACAUGUACGAGUUACACUGUAUGAUCCACGCGGCUUCGUUUUGCCUGCGAGCGGCUCCGUCAGAGCGAGCCAAGAUGAGCCAGGUUUGUGUUUGUCUGUGCCUCACGAAGAACUCUACAAGAUCACUUUCUUGCAUUCCAGAUUUUGAGGAUUCUCGGCGAAGAGUGAUUAGAAGUACCUGCUAUUGUUUGUAGUGUCAAUACGUCAAUACGUCAAUACUAAGAACGUCGUAAGAUGGAACCAUUUGCCAAA